UUCCUGCUUAUCGGAGCAAUUGCCCCUGCACUGUGCGAGCUUAUCUGAGGCUGAAGCGCCAACCGUCGUUCCUUCCGCUGGGUGGCCUGCGCUUGCAUGACCAUUUACCCACCCUCAACCGCCACCAGCAACACACGACGACGACGAGUACAACCUUCCCGGGGCAAGCCCAACGAAACCGCCCUUUUUCUUGUCCACUCAGCUUCUGCCAACCCGGUCCUACCCCGAAAAUACCACGGGAUGGUCACUUCACCUUUGUGUCGGUCGUAGGAGAUUCACUCCUAUCCUGUUGAUCCCCGGCGGGUCCUGCUCGGGACUAAAGCCUUCGAACUUUCUCGCCGAACUUAAGACACUUGAGGGGCAGACGGUUUCGCCAAUCCAUAUUGGCCCCGUUCACAGAAUAUGAGCUCAGCUUCUCCACCAUAUUCCUCGCCGAUAUCGAACUCCCCCUCUCAAUCCUUACACUCAACCUCAGCCUCUCCUUCGAUUCCACACUCUCCGGCCUCUGUCCCUGCCUCGGGCUCGACUUCUCCCGCAUCUGAAUCGGGUUCACCUUCGAUUCCCGCGCUACCCCAACCCUUGAUCGACUCGGACGACGUUUGGGGCGGAAUUGACGACGAGCUCUUCUACCAAGCAGGGGCCUACCAAGUCCCAGACUAUUCCUCCGACGUUCUUGACCAUCGCUCAAGCACGUUCGACUCCGAAGCCGACGCUCAGCAGGAUUGGGACCCCGAGUCUGCCUCACAAUCACAGUCACAGCCUUCAGACUCCGAUUCAGAAGAAUCUUCCAUGUCGGACGGCCUCGCUGCCCACGGACCCUUGUUCAACGACCCAUUUUCACCUGACCUGGCCGACGAACUCGAGCUUGCACUUCUCGCCGAAAUGGACCAGUUGCCACGCCUACGCGAACAACAAACGUCUCGUGGGGACAAUCGCGAGGGAGGCAUGGCCGGACAGCACCAGAACGGCUCGGGGGAAUUCGGCAACCCGGCGGAUGUUUUAGUCGACUUAGAGCUGUACUUUCAGCAAGGACAUCGAAGGCCUGCAGGAGGACCCCAAAACAACCCUAAUAGUGCUCCUGCAGACGUCAUCGACCUCACGAACGAGCCUGACAGCCCUGUUCAGACACACGCGCCCCGCCCUGCCGUGAACCCGAGAAGACAGAACUCUCAGGGCAGGAACCCACCGUCGUUUGCGCGUAGCGAUAGUAGCAUUCUCGCCGGCAACGCGCCAGUCAUCGACCUCACCGACGACUCUCCUGAGGUCCCGCGCAGGCGUGCACCCAUCUUGCCCCCCCCGGUUGCCCGGCCUCGUGAGCGCAGCAGACAACCGGCAACCUUUGGAAUGUACAACUCGAGCAAUGCACUUAGCGGACUAGCAGCAGGCAUACGUCGCCAUCUCUACCCGUUCCGACUCUUCCCCGGCCCUGAGGAUGAUGUGCAACUUCUUGGCAUCUUUCACAACAGAAUUAACCAAGGCGCCGAUCUCAACAACCCACUGGGCAACAUCCAACUUCAGUACGAACAUGGCGCUUUUGACCAACGCGCCGAACGAGCCGAGUCACCAAAGCCAGUUCACCAAGCCCCGCCCCCGGCCAAGUCAGGAUUUACCAGAGAUACGGGCUCUGACCUCAUUGUAAUAUGUCCUGCUUGCAACGAGGAGCUGGCCUAUGACCCCGAAAUUCCGGUGAACGAGAGCCAUCCAACGCGCAAGGGUAAGCGUCAACGUAGCGAGCACCACUUUUGGGCUCUAAAGGGAUGUGGUCAUGUCUACUGCGAGGAAUGUUUUGAGAACCGCAAGCCAGCAGCCAAACGUCCCAACAAUCGGUUUCGACGCGACCUUGAGAGCAAACUUGUAUGCGCGGUGGACGGCUGCGAGACUCUAGUUGCCAACAAGACGAGCUGGGUUGGAAUCUAUCUAUGAAUGACGGUGUCUUUGGCGCGGCGAUGUGGUUCUUGAAGAGUCAUGGAUGGAUAAUGGCGUCGCCUGGACAAGUGGGAAGCAUUGACUCGGCGUUUGGGGUUGGGACGGCAUCAUACGAACAGCGAUUCCCACGAUCACGGUAUAGGAUUGCUUUUUUCUUCUUCUCGGCCUUUUCAUGGAAGGGUUCCAUACCGGGAAGGCUCUGCGAUAAUCAGCGAGAGUCAGCGUGAGAACUCUGCCUCAGUUAUUCUGUGUCGUGACCCAGGAUGUACAUUUUUCGAGGGCAUGAACACAGGACAUAGUAUUGGUUCAGGGCCGCGUGUGCUGCCAAGCCCCUGUAUAGAGAUUUCUUGCUCAAUAAUACUCUAUUGCUCGUUGUCAUGACUCUCAUAUACAUCGUUCAUCUACUGAUGAACCGUUGACUGACGACGGCAAGAAUCCAAAUGCUAUGGUGCUCUCAAGGGUAUACUAAUUUCAAAAUGACUCGCCAGUGCUUACUGUUGCUGCGUCUCUAGCCGUGAAAAGAGGUGCCGUCCUAUCCCAAGAAUGCAACUUGCCUCACGCUUUUCCCCAAUCUCUAAU
Molecule: messenger RNA, 2505 nt
Organism: Colletotrichum destructivum
Lineage: Eukaryota; Fungi; Ascomycota; Sordariomycetes; Glomerellales; Glomerellaceae
Product: Putative E3 ubiquitin-protein ligase complex, subunit SLX5/Rfp1
Exons: 3
Coding region: 403-1923 (506 amino acids)
Cellular component (GO): SUMO-targeted ubiquitin ligase complex
Molecular function (GO): ubiquitin-protein transferase activity
Source: RefSeq, a predicted model, not a curated record